AUGGAGGGUUUGCCGUGGUUGGUAGGAGGAGAUUUUAAUAUCUUCCUCUCUGAGGAGGAAAGGCAGGGGUCGAAUAAGAACAGAGUAAAGGAAAUGGUGGAAUUUGCUGAUGCGGUUAAUGACUGUCAGCUGCUAGAGCUUGGUUCCGAUGGUGCUAAUUUUACGUGGGCCAGAGGAGACAUCUUGGAAAAACUUGAUAGAGCUUUGAUCGGAGAGGGAUGGCUUCAUUUGUUCUCGGAGACUAGAGUUACAAAUCUACCUAGGGUGAUGUCGGAUCAUAGUCCGCUGCUCAUUCAAUGCAGGUGUCCAGGUCCUCUGGUGCGACCACCGUUCAGGUUUCAAAAUAUGUGGGUGAGGCACCGUUCUUUCCGGGAGGUGGUGAAGGAGAGUUGGAAUAUACCAAUUGAAGAAAGGGGCCUAGUGAAGUUGCAGGUUAAGCUCAGUCGGUUAAAGAAAUGCUUGAAACUGUGGAACAAAAAUGGUUUUGGCAAUAUCUUUGAAAAACUAAAGCUGGCAGAAGAAGAAGCUCAAGAAGCUCUUAAAAGGUUUGAACAAAAUAAGACCCCUGAAAACCGGGCUGAGAUGAAUAGGACAGCGGCUGAGCUGAUCCUUAGAGUUAAAAUGGAAGAAGAUUACUGGAAGCAAAAAGCGGCUAUACGUUGGUCGGUCGAAGGGGAAAGAAAUUCAAAGUUCUUCCAAGGAUGGGUGAAAUACAAAAGAUCUAAAGCUAGGAUCUUCUCGAUUGAGGAGGGGGAUCAAACUCUGACGGAGGAUGAAGAUAUCAGAGCCUCAGCCGUUAACUUUUUCCAGAAGCUGUUGUCUUCAGAUGUAGAUAAGCUAGUGGAACCAGAUCUGGACAUCUUGUCAUCUAUUCCAGCUGAGGUUAAUAUGAAUGAGUUGGAUAAGACGCCAUCGAUAUAG
This is a messenger RNA of Salvia splendens (bonfire salvia), 921 nucleotides long. RefSeq lists its product as uncharacterized. Lineage: Eukaryota; Viridiplantae; Streptophyta; Magnoliopsida; Lamiales; Lamiaceae. The record is from RefSeq and is a predicted model, not a curated record. The coding region runs from base 1 to 921 and encodes 306 amino acids. The transcript has a single exon.